Cannabis sativa is the source of this 1403-nucleotide messenger RNA. Its product is annotated as protein neprosin-like. The record is from RefSeq and is a predicted model, not a curated record. The transcript is spliced from 5 exons. Bases 33 to 1301 code for a protein of 422 amino acids. Lineage: Eukaryota; Viridiplantae; Streptophyta; Magnoliopsida; Rosales; Cannabaceae.
AUAUAUAAUUAAUUUAAUUGGAUAAUUUAGAAAUGAAGAUGAAUAUUAUAAUGAUUUUGUCAUUUGCAAUAAUAUUAUUGAAUUUGGUUGAACAUGCAAACACAGGUAGAGUAGUACCAUUCAACACUACUCAUAGUCAUGUGGAUUAUGAGGAUGAAGUUGAUUUGAAGUUGAAGCUUCUCAAUAAACCUCCUCUUAAGACUAUCAAGAGUAGUGAUGGAGAUAUUAUAGAUUGUAUUGACAUAUACAAACAACCAGCUUUUGAUCAUUCAGCGUUGGUCAACCAUACUAUUCAGAUGGCUGAACAACAAAACAACGACACUUUUAAAAGUGUCGUUGUUUCUCAAAUAUGGCAAAGAAACGGAAGUUUCUGCCCACAAGGAACCAUUCCCAUUCGAAGAAUCCAAAGAAAACACUUAUUAUUAAACAAUAAUAAUCUCCAACGUUUUGGCCAAAAGAAUCCUUAUCAUCAUCACUCCAUCACUACCACUACACCAAAACCAAAUGUUGUUUUCCCAAACAACACCACUUUCAAUCAAGAACCUAUAGUCAAUCGUUCUGUGGCUAUGCUGGUGACACUUGGAUACAAUUAUAUGGGGGCUCAAGCAAAUUUGAAUCUUUGGAACCCUUUUGUUUUAGAAGAUGAAUACUCAAGUGGUCAAAUAUGGCUUAAAGCUGGGGUUUCAGAUCUCUUUGAAAGCAUUGAAGCUGGGUGGGUCGUAAACCCAAAGUUAUAUGGUGAUAAAGCCACACGACUUUUCGUAUAUUGGACUAAGGAUCAGUACGAAUCAACAGGUUGCUUUGACCUGACUUGCUCAGGUUUUAUUCAAACCAAUCCAAAAGUAGUGUUGGGUGGAACCCUUGAGCCUUGGUCCAAAGAAAGAGGACCCCAAUACGAACUCCCAAUUACCAUUACACAGGAUGAGAACACAGGGAAUUGGUGGCUUAAAUUGGGUCAGAACGUGGCAGUAGGGUAUUGGCCAGGAAGUCUGUUCAGGUAUUUGAAACAAAGUGCAAUAAUGGUUCAAUGGGGUGGGGAAGUGUACAGCCCAAACGUAAGGAAAAAGCCUCACACGACCACUGCCAUGGGGAGUGGUGAGGCAGCCUCUGCUGGCCAUGGCUUUGCUUCUUAUGUCAAAAAUGUAAGGAUUAUGGACUAUUCAAUGUCAUUCAAGUACCCUCAGUGGGUUGGUACUUGGGCCGAUGAGGAAUACUGCUACUCUGCCUUCAAUGAGGUUAAGUAUGGGCUUGAGCCCACCUUUUAUUUUGGUGGCCCAGGCCAAAAUCCACUUUGUCCUUAGUUUCUUACUUUAUUGACUAUGUGUAUGAAUGGUGUAACAACUUAAUCCCUUUCAUAAUGAAACUCAUGGCUCCACCUAUAUCCUCUUAUUCUUAAACUUCAA